UCAACUAUAGCAAAAAUGGUGAAAACUACGCCGGCUGAUCAACCCGAUGAACAAGAAGAGGUGAUCAUUGAGGUAGAAGAGAAGAAGAAUAAUGAUGGUCAUGAUGAAAAGGAGAAGCUGAAGAACGUUAGUAAUGGAGUUUUGCCAUUUCACAAGCUCUUGAGCUAUGCAGAUUCAGUGGAUUGGGUACUUAUGGUGUUAGGGACAUUGGGUUCUAUUGUACAUGGAUUGGCUCAACCAGUUGGAUAUCUCUUGUUAGGGAAAGCACUUGAUGCUUUUGGCAACAACAUUAACGACACUCAUGCAAUGGUUCAAGCACUCGACAAGGUUAUUCCAUACGUGUGGUACAUGGCCUUCGCCACCUUCCCAGCUGGAAUACUAGAGAUUGGGUGCUGGAUGUAUGCAAGCGAAAGACAAUUAGCACGGUUAAGAUUAGCCUUCAUGGAAGCUGUCCUUAGCCAGGAGAUUGGGGCUUUCGAUACUGAUUUAACAAGUGGAAAGAUCAUCACUGGAGUUACCAAUCACAUGAGCAUAAUAGAAGACGCAAUAGGGGAAAAGUUGGGCCAUUUCUUGUCGAGCUUUGCAGCAUUUUUCUCUGGAAUAUUGAUUGCAGCUAUAUGCUCUUGGGAAGUGGCAUUAGUUACCCUGUUAGUUGUUCCAAUGAUUCUGGUGAUUGGAGCCACCUACACAAAGAAAAUGAACGCUAUAUCCGCAGCUAAAAUGUUAUACCUAUCAGAAGCGACAGCCAUGGUUGAACAGGCUAUAUGUCAAAUCAAGACAGUUUUUUCAUUUGUGGGAGAGAAUCAUGAAAUCAAAUCUUUCUCACAGAGCAUGUUCAAGCAGCUUUCUCUUGGUAAAGGGGAAGCACUGGUAAAGGGAGUUGGAACUGGAAUGUUUCAAACAGUCACUUUCACUUCCUGGGCACUUAUCAUAUGGGUUGGAGCCAUUGUAGUUACCGCCAAUAGGUCAAGUGGAGGAGAAGUUAUAGCUGUGGUUAUGAGCAUUCUCUUUGGAGCUAUAUCACUGACCCAUGCAGCUCCAGACAUGCAAAUUUUCAAUCAGGCAAAAGCUGCAGGAACUGAAGUUUUCCAGAUCAUCCAGAGGAAAUCACUCAUAAACCACAAUUCAAAAGGAAAGAUGCUGAAUGAGGUUGAAGGCAAUAUUGAUAUACGUGAAGUACACUUUGCAUACCCAUCCCGGCAGGAAAAUUUAAUCCUUAAAGGCUUUUCAUUAUCAAUUCCUGCUGGCAAAAUGGUGGCAUUAGUCGGUAGCAGUGGCUGCGGAAAGAGUACCAUUAUCUCCCUAGUUGCAAGGUUCUAUGAUCCCCAGAAAGGUGAGAUACUCAUUGACAACCAUAACAUCAAGGAAUUUGACUUGAAAUUUCUUCGAAGAAACAUUGGAGCAGUUUCCCAAGAACCAUCGCUUUUUGCUGGCACUAUCAAGGACAAUUUGAAAGUAGGAAAUAUGGAUGCUAAUGAUCAGCAAAUACAAGAUGCGGCAUUGAUGGCGAAUGCACAUUCCUUCAUUUCACAACUUCCAGAUCAAUACUUGACACAGGUAGGUGAAAGGGGAGUCCAGUUAUCAGGAGGACAAAAGCAGAGAAUUGCCAUAGCAAGAGCCAUUCUUAAAAAUCCUCCAAUUCUUUUGCUUGAUGAGGCUACAAGUGCACUUGAUUCAGAAUCAGAGAAGCAGGUCCAGGACGCCCUUGAGAGGGCUAUGGAAGGCAGGACAGUUAUCUUGAUUGCACAUAGGCUGUCAACUAUUGUCAAUGCAGAUAUGAUAGCAGUUGUGGAGAAUGGACAAGUUACUGAGACAGGAACACAUAGCAGCUUGCUGGCUACCAACAACUUCUACAUUAACUUAUUUAACAUGCAGAAUAUCAGCACAGUUGAUGAUUCAAGGUUUUCACAAUUAAAUUUGCUAUUCCUUCAGCACAAAAUCCAACACACUUCUGAAGAUAUCAACCAUCAAAAUGCAAUUAAAAAAGUUGAACACCAUGACAAAUCUAGUGAUUUCUGCCUGGAUCCGAGCCAGUCUUCAAAGCAAGAGGAACAGAAACAUAGAACAAAGUCAGCUAUAUUCUUCAGAAUCUGGUUUGACCUCAAACAGAAAGAGCUUUUAAAAACUGCUAUAGGCUCCUUCGCAGCUGCUUUCUCAGGCAUUUCAAAGCCUGUUUUUGGAUUCUUCAUUAUAACAGUGGGAGUAGCAUACUACAAGAAAGAUGCAAAGCGGCAAGUUGGAUGGUAUUCAAUCAUUUUUGCUCUGAUAGGAUUGCUGUCAUUUUUCACUCACACCUUGCAGCAUUACUUCUUCGGGAUAGUUGGAGAGAAGGCCAUGACAAACCUCAGAGUAGCAUUGUAUUCAGGUAUAUUACGCAAUGAGUUAGCAUGGUUUGAGAAACCUGAGAACAGUGUUGGUUCACUUACUUCCCGGAUCAUUCAUGACACCUCCAUGGUCAAAACAAUAAUUUCAGACCGCAUGUCUGUCAUUGUUCAAUGCAUCUCCUCCAUACUAAUUGCAACAGUGGUUAGCAUGGUUGUUAACUGGAGAAUGGGUCUUGUAGCUUGGGCAGUGAUGCCUUGCCAUUUCAUAGGUGGAUUAAUUCAGGCCAAGUUCGCCAGAGGAUUUUCAGGUGACUCUGCUGCCGCACAUUACGAACUUGUUGCACUUGCUUCUGAGUCUGCAGCAAACAUAAGAACCAUUGCAUCCUUUUGCCAUGAAGAGCACAUCCUCAAGAAAGCAAAAAUAUGCCUGGAAAAGCCAAAGAAGAAAAGCAGGAAGCAAAGUAUUAAGUAUGGGCUCAUUCAAGGUGUCUCCCUUUGUUUAUGGAAUAUUGCACAUGCUGUUGCACUGUGGUACACAACACGUCUAGUUGAAAGACAUCAAGCAAGCUUCGAAGAUGGCAUAAGGUCUUACCAGAUUUUCUCCCUCACAAUACCUUCAAUCACCGAAUUGUGGACACUGAUCCCUACUGUCAUAUCUGCCAUCAGUGUAUUAACCCCAGUAUUUGAAACCCUUGAUAGGGAAACUGAAAUUGAACCAGAUGCACCCAAAAAUUCACAUGUUAAGCAGAUAAUGGGGAAAGUAGAAUUUCAGAAUGUCAAAUUUAAGUACCCACUAAGACCAGAAGUGGUGGUUCUCAACAAUUUCAGUUUAAAAAUUGAAUCUGGAUCAAGGGUGGCCCUAGUUGGGCCAAGUGGUGCUGGAAAGUCCUCAGUUUUGGCCCUUUUGACCAGAUUCUAUGAUCCUGAAAAAGGAAGGGUGCUAAUUGAUGAGAUGGACAUCAAAGAAUACAAUCUGAGAAUGUUGAGGACACAAAUAGGCUUGGUGCAACAAGAGCCACUUCUUUUUAGUUCUUCAAUUAGAGAUAAUAUCAUUUAUGGUAGUGAGGGGGCUUCAGAAACGGAGAUUAUUAAGGUGUCAAGGGAAGCUAACAUUCAUGAGUUUAUAAGUAACUUGCCUGAUGGAUAUAAUACAGUUGUUGGUGAAAAGGGUUGUCAGCUUUCAGGUGGACAAAAGCAACGGAUAGCCGUGGCUAGGACUCUACUAAAGAGGCCAGCAAUUUUGCUCCUCGAUGAAGCAACAAGUGCCCUAGAUGCUGAGUCUGAAAGAUCUGUAGUGAGUGCCCUGGAAUCGAUAAAUCUGAAUAGCAACGAGAGUUCCUUAUACCGAACCACACAGAUUACAGUUGCACACAGGCUUUCCACAGUAAAAAACUCGGAUACAAUAGUUGUUAUGGAUAAAGGUGAGAUUGUGGAGAGAGGUUCUCAUUCAACACUAGUAACAAUGUCUGGUGGUGUAUAUGCUAGGCUAUACCAACUUCAAAACUUGACAGAAAGUUAAUAUAAUCAUUUUUUUCACCAUGAAA
This is a messenger RNA of Jatropha curcas, 3868 nucleotides long. The record is from RefSeq and is a predicted model, not a curated record. NCBI's taxonomy places the organism in Eukaryota, Viridiplantae, Streptophyta, Magnoliopsida, Malpighiales, Euphorbiaceae.